AUUUAUUGCCUCUCCUUUCCCUGCUUUCCUAUAAAUCACUUUAUCUUCUUUCUCCUCUGCCAUUCACAGACAGACCUCUACUUCAAUAUUUCCUUCCUUCUUCUCUCCACCCCACCACCUCUUCUUCUCUCUCAACCUCAUUUUCUUGUUUUUCUUUUCUUUUGUUACGUUCUUUUUUUCUCCUCUAAUCCUCGGAGAAUUUUUUAAAGAAGUACAUAUAGGACGUCCAAUUCAGCAAUCAUUCUGACAAGGGAUUUCAUGUUUGAGGUCAUUUUCAGAGUCUACAAUUUCUGAUCCUCAGCUAUACUCUUUGCGGGAUUACAUUUUUACAAUUGGAAUUGGUGAAGCAAUUGAAUUGGGAAGAAAACAAAAAACAAAAAAAAAAGAGCUGAGAUGGAUGCAUCGACGGUCAUGAUGGUUUUGUCACUUGCAGCUGCUUAUUUUGUAUGGUUCAGAUUCGUAGCGAGGUCCUGGCGGGGCCCACGAUUCUGGCCCAUCUUGGGCAGCCUGCCCGGAUUGAUUCAGAAUUCUCAGCGCAUGCACGACUGGAUCGCCGACAACCUCCGGUCAUGUGGCGGCACGUACCAGACUUGCAUCUUUGCAGUUCCAUUUUUAGCCCGGAAGCAAGGCCUCGUGACCGUAACGUGCGACCCCAGGAAUUUGGAGCAUAUUUUGAAGGUUAGGUUCGACAAUUACCCCAAGGGUCCCACCUGGCAAGCCGUGUUCCAUGAUCUACUCGGUGAGGGGAUCUUCAACUCCGAUGGCGACACGUGGCUGUUCCAGCGCAAGACUGCUGCACUGGAAUUCACCACCAGGACGCUCAGGCAAGCCAUGGCUAGGUGGGUGAGCCGGGCGAUCAAGCUGAGGUUUUGCCCGAUUCUUAAAGCGGCUCAAGUUGAGGGCAAGCCCGUUGACCUUCAGGACCUGCUCCUCCGGCUCACUUUUGAUAACAUAUGCGGCUUGGCUUUCGGGAAGGACCCACAGACUCUGUCUCCUGGGCUACCGGAGAACGGCUUCGCUACGGCUUUUGAUCGAGCCACAGAAGCCACUUUGCAAAGGUUUAUUUUGCCUGAGUUCAUCUGGAAGCUCAAGAAGUGGCUUCGGCUAGGAAUGGAAGUGAGUUUGACCCAUAGCUUGAAACACGUGGACGACUACAUGACCAACGUGAUCAACACGCGCAAGCUGGAAUUGCUGAGUCAGCAGAAUGGUGGGCCCCUGCACGACGAUUUACUAUCCAGGUUCAUGAAGAAAAAGGAAUCUUACACGGAUAAGUUCCUCCAACACGUGGCACUCAAUUUCAUCCUAGCUGGACGCGACACGUCAUCAGUGGCCCUGAGCUGGUUCUUCUGGCUGGUCGGCCAGAACCCUAGGGUGGAGGAGAAAAUCUUGGUUGAGCUCUGCACCGUUCUGAUAGGGACACGUGGCAGUGACACUUCAAAGUGGCUCGAAGAGCCCCUGGUGUUUGAAGAGGUUGAGCGGUUGACUUACCUUAAGGCAGCAUUGUCCGAGACUCUCAGGCUCUAUCCAUCCGUGCCCCAAGACUCCAAGCAUGUAAUUUCCGAUGACAUAUUGCCGGAUGGUACAUUUGUUCCGGCCGGCUCAAGCGUUACGUAUUCAAUAUACGCCGCCGGGCGACUGAAAUAUGUUUGGGGCGAAGACAGCCUUGAAUUUAGACCGGAAAGAUGGAUAUCAGAAGAUGGACAAAAGUUCGAACCCCAUGACCAAUUUAAAUUCGUCGCGUUUAAUGCUGGACCAAGGAUUUGUUUGGGUAAAGAUUUGGCAUACUUGCAAAUGAAAUCAAUAGCGGCGGCUGUGUUGUUGCGCCACCGGCUCACGGUGGCUCCCGGGCACAGGGUGGAGCAAAAGAUGUCAUUGACGUUGUUCAUGAAAAAUGGCCUCAAGGUCAAUGUGCAUGAAAGGGAUUUGAGUCCUAUAUUGGUCAAAGUUGGCAAGGCCGAUCACAGUGGGCUGAAUCUAGGUAAUGGAUUCUGUCAUGCAGAGGCUCCAAUGCUUAAUGGGGUUGAUUGUGGUGACGGAGCAUUUGUUAAUAUAUAAUUAAUAUUAGGGUAUGAUACGACGGUCCAAAGAUAAUUCUUUGUGACGGACGGCCACAAUCAAUCAAUUGAUGGUCAUUCGAUCACUUCAAAUAGGACCCACAUUUCAAUCUCAUGGUAAUCAAGACCGACCGACUUAGGGGUGCCUCUCACAACGGAUUAUUUAUCACAAGUGUCUCUCAGUCGUUUUUUUUUUUUUUUUUACAUUUUCCAGUUCAUAAAAGUCCUGGAAUCGAGAGUCAGUGACUCUAAUAUAUAUAUCCUUUACCUAAAGGGAGGUGAUUGUCUAACUCCUUUUUUUAUCCCUUCAUUU
Molecule: messenger RNA, 2367 nt
Organism: Coffea eugenioides
Lineage: Eukaryota; Viridiplantae; Streptophyta; Magnoliopsida; Gentianales; Rubiaceae
Product: cytochrome P450 86A22
Exons: 2
Coding region: 394-2055 (553 amino acids)
Molecular function (GO): monooxygenase activity; heme binding; oxidoreductase activity, acting on paired donors, with incorporation or reduction of molecular oxygen
Source: RefSeq, a predicted model, not a curated record